This is a messenger RNA of Paramacrobiotus metropolitanus, 1766 nucleotides long. RefSeq names its product 2-aminoadipate transaminase-like. The coding region runs from base 194 to 1588 and encodes 464 amino acids. Gene Ontology annotation, molecular function: pyridoxal phosphate binding; L-2-aminoadipate:2-oxoglutarate transaminase activity. The transcript is spliced from 10 exons. Gene Ontology annotation, biological process: biosynthetic process. Lineage: Eukaryota; Metazoa; Tardigrada; Eutardigrada; Parachela; Macrobiotidae. The record is from RefSeq and is a predicted model, not a curated record.
GGCGGCUGUGCUUUCCGCAUACCUAUACUAUACUGUUGUACAUAGUAUAGCUGAUAUUCUGUAAUCUGUAAACCGUUACAAAUUAAAAACAUCGCCUCGUUUUCACAAAUUAUGAACCUUCCGUAUUAAGUAUCUUAUCUAAACGAGGAUGUGUUCGACAAGUGUCAAUGUCUAAGGCGCAUACUCGAUAGUUAUGCAGGUUGCGUUAUGGAACGUGAGCAAGUGUGCAUUCCACUUCUCGAGCGUGAUCAACACGACAGCGAGGUGCGUUUGCGUCCGUUUCCUCUCGACAUACAAGACGAGCCACCGCCAGUCGAUCAUGUCGACCGUCUCGACACCACCCAUUCUGCAUGCUUUCGAUGAAUUCCGCCAUUAUGAUACAGCCGACUAUAAUUUCCACGUCGGAGCUCCGCAUCCCGAUGAGCUGAUGCAGCUUAGUAGGGUUAUUCAGCAAACCGUGCAGGAUAUUCGAGCGGUGCCAUCGGAAGUCCAGAGUUCUUAUUUCCAGUAUGGAGCGACUAAAGGCUCGGAUUCUGUUUUGCAACAUUUGGCGGCGUUCCUAACGCAGGAAUACCGUGCACCUGUGAACUGGCAGAACCUGAUGAUGACAGCCGGCGCUUCACACGCCCUCGGACUGGUGUGUAAUGUGUUUUUCGGUGAUCAUGACGGUGUGGUGUUCCUGGAGGAUCCGACGUAUUUCCUGGCAGCGGAAAUAUUUCGUGGAUUUGGUUUGAAAGUUAUCCCAAUUCCGAAAUUGGACAACGAACAAUACGAUUUCCCUUUGUGGAAACGUCGCCUUGAUGAAGGCCUCCACGGGAUACGUGCGGAUGGUCAUUUUCGUGGGCUGAUCUACAUUAUUCCGCUUCACAGUAAUCCCCGUGGUCGCUGCCUUAGUCCUGAAGAGGCCGCUGCUUUAGCACGGUUUGCCGCUGAUGAGAAUUUGGUGAUCCAUUGUGAUGAUGUGUAUAAUUCACUGUCAUAUACCGGCAGUAUUCCGCCGCGCUUGUUUCCUGUCGGAAGUCAUCCCAACGUUAUCUCCGCUGGGACGUUUUCGAAAAUCCUCGGACCGGGACUGCGAGUAGGGUGGCUGGAAAGCACGAAGGAAAACAUCGACAGAAUUGCGCUGAAUGGAAUAAUCGAAAGCGGUGGUUGUGCAAAUCAGUUCGGUGCAUCUUUGAUUGACCGGAUGUUCCUUAACGGGCUAUUACAAACGUACGUCAAAAACACGCGAAAUUUAUACAAAGAAAAAAUGAGAUUAGCCGUUUCUAUCCUUUCGGAACACUUGCCUAACAACGUCAUAUGGCAUAAGCCGCAGGGUGGAUAUUUUAUUUGGCUUACAUUUCCUGAGGAUUACGAAGAGUUUCUUACGAAUGUGCUUGUUCCCGAAGCAAAACGGCGCAACGUACAUUUCCAGCUUGGAUCGAGGAGCUGCGCUAGUCGAUUUUGCAAUGGACUCCGUUCCACGGACGAUGCCUACACAUGUACCUCUGGCUGCCAGAAUUCCAUUCGGCUGUCAAUUGGACAUUUGGGACUGUCACAACUUCCGGAAGGACUUAAAAUUUUGUGUGAUAUCAUUAAGAAGAGAUGACGUCGUUUUAAAGUUUUUAUAUGCUCUUAUGGAUUAUAGAUGUGGAUGUGCGACUGAUAAUAUGUUGUCUCCUUCUGUAUCUGCUGUUAAGUACUCGCAUAAAGGCAAAAGUGUGUUUUCUACACGAGUGUUAUGAUUGUCAUCGAUAUCCCCAAAUAUCAGACCGAAGAGAUAUAUA